Messenger RNA from Rhodamnia argentea, 905 nucleotides. RefSeq names its product putative H/ACA ribonucleoprotein complex subunit 1-like protein 1. Gene Ontology annotation, molecular function: box H/ACA snoRNA binding. Gene Ontology annotation, cellular component: box H/ACA snoRNP complex. The transcript has 4 exons. Gene Ontology annotation, biological process: ribosome biogenesis; snoRNA guided rRNA pseudouridine synthesis. The record is from RefSeq and is a predicted model, not a curated record. Lineage: Eukaryota; Viridiplantae; Streptophyta; Magnoliopsida; Myrtales; Myrtaceae. The coding region runs from base 113 to 715 and encodes 200 amino acids.
UCCUGCUUCGCUCGCCAGUCGCACACUCUUCAAGCUGCCUCCCUUCGCCAAGCUUCAACUUCAGGACAUCUCUCUCUCUACCUCUCUCCACAGCUUCGUCAACGGGCAAGCGAUGCGACCUCCGCGGGGUGGCGGCGGGUUCAGGGGCGGCAGGGACGGCGGGUUCAGGGGUGGCAGAGACGGCGGCCGCGGGAGGGGAAGCGGCGGGCGCUUCGGCGGUCGCUCCGGCGGCGGCCGAGGAGGUGGCGGCGGGUUUCGCGACGAAGGGCCCCCGAGUGAAGUCGUAGAGGUUUCAUCAUUUCUCCAUGCAUGUGAGGGCGACGUGGUCACCAAGCUUACCAAUGAGAAAAUUCCCUACUUCAAUGCUCCAAUCUAUUUGCAAAACAAGACUCAAAUCGGCAAAGUCGAUGAGAUAUUUGGUCCCAUCAACGAAUCUUACUUCUCUAUCAAGAUGAUGGAAGGUAUCAUUGCUACUUCAUACUCACUGGGUGAUAAGUUCUACAUUGACCCGGCUAAGCUCUUGCCCCUUGCAAGAUUCCUUCCGCAGCCAAAGGGAGCUGCUGGUAGAGGUGGAGGUCGUGGUGGAGGCAGAGGAGGCGGUAGAGGUGGUGGCCGUGGAGGCGGUGGCUUUCGUGGACGGGGUGCUCCAAGGGGUGGGAGAGGUGGCCCUAGGGGUGGUCGUGGUGGUGGUUUCAGGGGCAGAGGGAGAUUUUAGGCCAUCUUCUCAUCGCAUUACCCGUGCUCUUCUCAUUUCGAGUUGUCAUUCGUGCAUACAGGAUAUCAAGCUUUGCCGAUGUUCUUUUCAAACGCUCUCUUUGUUUUUAGUGAACAAUCAAGCCUAUCCAGAAAAUUAUGGUGAUUAUUGUUCUUUUUAUUAGGCUCGGAAGUGUGCUUUCCUUGACUAA